AUGUUGGGUUUGAGAAGCUCUUUGAAAGGUUCUUUGAGAGCCUUGAACAGUCAGUCCAGACUAGUGUCGUCGUCUGCUAUCGCUGCUAAGUCAACCUACAGAACUCCCGAUUUCGGUGAUUACCUUAAGGAAAAGAACGAUGCUGACAAGAGCCGUUCUUACGCUUACUUCAUGGUCGGUUCUUUGGGUUUGCUCUCCUCUGCUGGUGCCAAGUCUACCGUUGAGACUUUCAUCACGUCGAUGUCCGCCUCUGCCGAUGUUUUGGCUAUGGCUAAGGUCGAAGUCAACCUCGCUGCCAUCCCAGAAGGUAAGAACGUCGUUGUUAAAUGGCAAGGUAAGCCUGUUUUCAUCAGACACAGAACAACUGGUGAAGUUGACGAGGCCAAUGGUGUUGACAUGUCUGCCUUGAAAGAUCCUCAAACAGACGCCGACAGAACAAAAAAUCCAGAAUGGCUAGUCAUGUUGGGUAUCUGUACCCAUUUGGGUUGUGUCCCAAUCGGUGAGUCCGGUGACUUUGGUGGUUGGUUCUGCCCUUGUCACGGGUCCCAUUACGAUAUCUCAGGUAGAAUCAGAAAGGGUCCAGCCCCAUUGAACUUGGAAAUUCCAGAAUACGAGUUUGACGGCGAAAAACUGAUCGUCGGUUAA
This is a messenger RNA of Lachancea dasiensis, 645 nucleotides long. The record is from the annotation of a GenBank genome assembly. Lineage: Eukaryota; Fungi; Ascomycota; Saccharomycetes; Saccharomycetales; Saccharomycetaceae.